This is a messenger RNA of Aspergillus mulundensis, 819 nucleotides long. RefSeq names its product gliotoxin thiomethyltransferase (gene gtmA). Lineage: Eukaryota; Fungi; Ascomycota; Eurotiomycetes; Eurotiales; Aspergillaceae. Bases 1 to 819 code for a protein of 272 amino acids. The transcript has 3 exons. The record is from RefSeq and is a predicted model, not a curated record.
AUGACCACCGAACUCACAAGCCUCUUCAAAAACAAAGGCUUCUCUGCCCGCUACAAGCUCGCAGAGCAGCUUACCGGCCUAUACGCCCGCCCUCUUAUAAGUCAAUCUGAUAUCGCAUCAUACCCAAAUCGCCCCGUCGUCUUCGACAAUGCCUGUGGUACAGGCAUCAUCGGAAGCGUCCUUCACGAUACGCUCGGUGAGCGAGUUCGACAGAGCUGGGAAUUGACCUGCGGCGACUUCUCCCAGGAGAUGGUCAACUAUACCCAGCAGCGAGCUGUGGAUGAAGGAUGGCUUAAUGCAACAACGAAGGUUGUGAAUGCUCAGGAAAUGGAUCUACCAAGCCAGCAUUUUACGCAUGUCUAUACUGCUUUCGAGUGCCUCCGAAUCCUCAAACCAGGCGGAAUAUUCGCGGCAACAGUCUGGAAAGAUGUCCCUCAGAUAUCUAUGACGCUCUCCUCCAUCUCCCCUCUGCAGCCAGAUCUCCCACUCCCCACCGCUUCAGAAUUCAUCCCCCAGCUCCUCAAAGGCUGGGACUCAGAGACCACCGUGCAGUCUGAGCUCGAAGCAGCCGGAUUCACGGACAUCAAGAUCACGCCUGUCACCGCUAAGGUCGCUAUGCCUAUUGCGGAGUUCGUGGAGCUGAGUAAGAGCAUGGUUCCUGCGUUCUUGGGCCGCUUUUGGACGAAGGAGCAGCGUGAGGAGCAUGAGGGACGUGUACCAGAGGUUAUGACGAAAUGGCUGGAGAAUGAGUUUGGGGUUGGUGGAAGUGUGCCUCUUGAGCCUACGGCUCUUGUUGUUACUGCGCAGAAGCCUGAGUAG